UUAUUUAAAUAAAAAGCAAUUAUUUGUGUGUGGCAUUGUCAUUGCCGUUACUGUCUUGCCGCAACAAGAAACGCGUGUGUUGGUGUUGUUGUGCUUCUUACAAUUUUGUUGCUUAUGCAAAUGUGCGCUGCACUGCGUCGCACAGCGGUGGCCAAAGGAACAAAUUGCAACUACAAAUUUCAUGAAUGAAACGUACAACGUGAUAGGAGGAGGAAGAAGACGAGGACGACGUCGGCAGCCAAGUGGUCGGCCAAGGCAGUCGACCCCAACCUGUGUUGCUGUUGCUGCUGCUGUAAGCAUCCAUUGAGAUGGCGUUCAGCUAUGCCUGCCUGGUGCUGCAGCGUGUCGUUGUGCCAGCGGUGCUGGUCUUGGCGUCGCUCAUGCGACCCGUGGGCAUAUCGUUCGUGUACCUGCUAAUGUUCUUCAUGUCGCCCUUCAUACCACUGGCGACGCGUCGAAACUUCAAGGGCUCGGUGACAGCAUUCUUCAUCAUCUUGCUGGCUCUUAGCACACUGGUCCUUCUAGGCCACAUCGCGCUGCAGAUUCUGGCGGUCAGCACCACCCUACCCAUAUACAAUUGCUCGUUUAGCGAGCAGCUGCUGCGACACAUCGGCUUCAUGAGCUUCAUAGACCUAAGGCCCAUGGCUAUUAUUGAAUGGCUGGCGCCGGAGGUGCUCGUUUUCGUCACAUCGCUGAGCACCUAUUUGUCAGUGAAACGUCUGGCGGCGCAAACUAUUGCUGCCGAGCAACUAGAAAAUGGUGAGAUUGUCGAGGCUGUGCCCGCAGCGGCGGAGGAUGCAGCAAUAGACGCAGCAACAUCAGCUGCCAAUGGUGCUGAUGUGCAGGCGACAGCAUCGACGCCGCUACAACGCAAACGCGUCUCGAUGAUAAGUCAGCGGAUGCACUUUGAUGGACUGAUUAAAAUAUCGCCACUCUUUUGCCUGGCCACGUUGUUUUUUGCCGCGGUGCUGCGCCCUUCGGUACCGGGUGGCUUUUAUUUUCUAAUUUUCCUGCUGGCGGGCACAUAUUGGGCAACGUUCCAAACGCUGCAACGUGGUUUUGCGUUGUUGCUGCGUUUCGUCAUGGCCAUCAUUGUGGUGCACGCCCUCUGCAUUGUUUCAUAUCAAACACCCUGGAUGCAGACCCAUCUUAAUCACACUAGCCUGGCGGCUCGUCUUAUCGGCUUGGAACCACUCAUCGAAUCGUAUUGCGCGUCAGACAUUCGAGUUAUGCUGUAUAAUAACACUUUGACCCUGGACUCGUAUCUCAAUCCGUUUGCUUUGUUGUUCGCCUACUUUGCGUUGGCUUUGACGACAAAGCAUUUAAUCAAGCCGCGGCUUGUUCGUCAAAAUACGCGCAAGGCUCGUACUCCACAGCCACUGGAAUCGUCAGCGGGCACGGGAGUGGUAUCCUCGACGGCAGUACCCGCCACCUCCCGGGGGAAUGUCAUUCAAUUGGACUCACUGGAGCAACGAUCGGAGCUGGAAAAUACCACAGCCUCUAUACUCGAUCAGAUAUCCUAUGGGUUUAUCAGCGUGGGAGGUUUUAUAUAUCAGAAUAGCUAUAUUUUUACGAAUAUACUCAUGAUGGCCUGGUCCAUAGUCUAUCACAGUUGGUUAACGUUUGUGCUCCUGUUGUGGGCCAAUGUUCUGUGGAUGAUACCAAAUCAACGCAAAGCCAUGAUGCGUUCCAGUCCAUUCAUUGUCUUGUAUGCAGAGGUUCUGCUGGUGGCGCAAUAUAUCUAUGGCAUGGAUCUGAAUAACAAUGAGCUGCCAACAAAAGUAUCCACCGCCGGAAUAAAUCUGCAACAGAUUGGCUUCGAGCGGCCAAUUGAGAAUCACAUGCGUCCUUGUGUGCCUUUGAUAGUAAAGACCGCCUUUGUGCUGAUGUUUUGGGUGACGUCGCGUCAAUUCUUCAAGGAGAAGCGUGAUAGGCGAAGGGACAGCACUUUGGCGGAUAUUAUAGCUCCAUUGCAAAUAACUGUUGGUUCGGCAGGCUCCAGUUACCUCAUCAACGAUGGCAAGAAGACCUCAAAGUUCCUAAAGAAAGCCGGCGACGUGAUAAAGAAUUUGCUGGUCCGACUGUGGAUUUGGUUGCUUAUAUUGGUUAUCUUCCUGUGCGCCAUUACGGGCGAGGACAUGACCGGGUUUCGAAUUUGCUACAUGGCUCUGUUCCUAUUCUUCUUGCUCGUCUUUCAAUCAUCGUCCAAGGCGUGGGUUAAGAUUAUGUACGGCUUUUGGCUGUUCCUGAUCUUUUACGCCAUGUCCAUAUUAAUAUUGAUCUACACUUAUCAGUUCGACAAGUUCGAUCUGUAUUGGAACGACUAUUUCAACGUGUCCAAGACGCUACAAACCGAUAUCGGCCUAAAGCGCUAUCAAACGAAGGAUUUGUUCCUUCACCUCGUCUCACCCACUAUCAUUGUAAUACUCACUGUCAUUCAGGUGCAUUAUUUCCACAAACGCUUUAUUGCUUCGCUGCAGCAACAGCCUGGAGCUCAGCAGAAAAUUGCAGCGCCUCCCACAGAGACAACCGCUCUCGAACCCACGACGACGACGGCCAGCAAUACGCAGGGAAAGCGUCGCGGUAGCGGCGGCUCCUUGCGUCGUUCUGUCGGAGGACCCGAAGCCACCGACUUCGAGACCUCUGUGCGCGAUCUCGUGCGCAUAUCAUUUCGCAAAAUCAAAAACAAGUCGGAGUACAUAUUCAAGAAUUUCAAGGAUGUGUUUUGGCGCUUUCUGGAGUUGCACAUCAUGAAGGCCGUCUACAUAGCGGGCUUCGUGUGCAGCGUCAGCGAAGUCUGCGUGCUGCACAUUGUCUUCGUUGGGUUCUGUGUGCUCGGUGCCACAUCACGCAAAUCGGUGCAAAUUUUCAUCAGCCGUCUUAUUUCGUUCAUUGUCACCAUUAUUGUGCUGUCAAAAAUGAUCUAUCAGAUCGAAUACUUGGAUCAUUCGGACUACAGCGUCGUAUGCUCUGACAAUCUGACGGCAAACAACGCCGAAUGGGUAGGCCUGAGCAAGGCCGACAAGCAGCACGGCGGACUGAUGAGUCUGUUGCGAACUUACAUCAUUUAUAUGGUCAUUGUAACACUGCAGGCAUUCAUCUCGCUGCGUCAGCUGCAAAUGCGAGUCAAAACUGGCACCAGCACCGCCGACAUACCGAAGGUGCUAUUCCCGCAAAUAGCGCGUCCCGAUGCUGAGAAGGAUCUGGUGGGCUUGGCCAAGUAUUUGCUGAAUUAUGGCUUCUACAAGUUUGGCAUGGAGAUUUCGCUGAUAGCCCUGGUAUCUACGAUAACCUAUCGCCAGGACAUUGUGGCCGUGGCCUAUGCCAUCUGCCUUAUAGUUAUGCUGCUGUUGCGGCGGUCGCAGUUGGCUAAAGUCUGGGGUGUGUUUCAGGCCUUUUUCGCAAUAUCCAUAUUGCUGCAGUACAUUGUGUUGGUGGGUUUGCCGCCCAAGCUGUGUAUGGUUUAUCCCUGGGAUGGCGCGGACAUAGCCGAGAACAUACAACGCUGGACGAUGCUGCCGGGAGCUCUGCACUACAACCAUGUACCCAAGCUGAUAUUUGACUUCAUAGUGCUGAUCAUUUUGAAUCGCCAGAAAAGCAUUUUCUGCAUCGAGCUGCGUUUUGCUUCAAACGACGACUAUCCGGGUGGCAGCAAUCGCAGUGUCAUUGCAGACAUUGCCAACCUGGGGCGCGUGCCCUUCGAUAACCCCACGCACGACUUCUGUUCGUACAUACGCAACUAUUCGGACAUACUGAAGAAUGGUGUGCUCUGUGGCUUCUAUUGGUUUACACUAGCCGUCGUCUUUUUGGCUGGAACGAAUAUUGCGGAUCUGUUGGCUCUGGGCUACCUAAUUGGCGCCUUUGUGUUUCUGUGGCAAGGCUCUGAUUUCUACUUGCGACCCAUCAAAACCAUAAUCAGUCGCUGGAAAUGGCUGCUGGCCUUCAACGUGGCCAACAUAUUGAUCAAGACGAGCUUCCAAAUGGCCGGCUGUUUGUUCAUGAAGCCACUUACCACGCACUGCUGCUGGCUGGUUCAUAUGCUUGGCAUCACCUGCACCAGUAACGUGGCCAAAGAUAUGCUGCUACCAGAGGAGACGGAACCACUACCCACCGGCGAGUGUCCGAAGAUAACUCAUCAGAUUGUAUUGCUUUGGGACACGAUAUGCUUCGCGUUCAUUAUCUUCCAGCUGCGCAUUUUCAAGUCCCACUACUUCUGUCACAUCAUCACGGACACCAAGGCAAAUAACAUACUGGCUUCUAGAGGUGCGGACAUAAUUGAGAGCCUGCGGCAGAAGCAAAUAGCCCAUCGGCACGAUCACGAAAAGCAGGUGCUCCACAAGAUUAAGCGGAAGAUGGAACGCAUUCGUGCCACGCAGCAGAAAUUGUUGCGUCCGCUGGACAAACAGACCCAUUUCGAUGGGACUCGCACGCCCUCUGAGGCAGAAGUAGAAGUGGUGCCACUAGCGCACAACAAUAGCUUUGUGUCCUGCCAAGGCUCGGGCUACGAAACGCCCGAUGAGCAGAGCUCCACUAGCCGGUCGUCGUCCACAUCGUCGCCAGCACGCGCUUCUUUAAUGAGCAGCAACAGCAGCGCCGACAGCGCCGACUUGGCUGUCAUCAUAGAGCAGGAGAUCGAUGGCGAACACUGCGAUGAGCAAACCUUCUAUGCGGAUGUUCAAUCCCUGAGCGACGAGGAUGAAGAGGGGGAGGCAGCAGAACAAUUUAAAGAUAUACCAACUAUUUUGAAGCCCACAACGCCCAGCACGGAUAGGUUGUCGACCUUGUUAACGGAGGGUUUUCUAGAACCCAAGCGCAUUUCGCUGGGUCUGGCGCCAUCGGAAAAGAGCAACCAAGAGCUGCGUCCCCCCACAAGUGCACAAAGCACAUUGAUGCCACCACCUCUAGUGGCAUAUGCCACGGCGUUGGCUUCCACCAGUGGCGUUAGUGCUGGCAGUUCGGUCAUAUCCUCGAAUCUGACACCCAAUUUGCGUCGACAGCAUCGUCGCCAAUCGUCGACAAAUGCGGCAGUAUCCUGGAAUGAAACGGUGUCGAUUAAACGAUCACCGAAGGCAAAGAAGAAGCUGACAUCCAUGGGGUCCUCGGAAGAUGCUGAGCUCGUCACGUUGCGCCAAAAAUCGUUGCACCGUCGUCAUAUGAGCAUGGGAAACGCCUCCUAUUCGCUGGACGAGGCACAGGCACGUCAACGGCGGACCAGCAAUUUGUCGGGAGCCCGGGACGAGGUCGCAAUGCGCGCCUCACAGCGACCCCAUAGCUGGGGGCCUGUCGGUACGGUCUACUAUAUGGAGUCGCUGAUGUGCGCCUUCUAUGAACCCACACUGCUGCAUGGACCAUCCACGCGAGCCGGCGAUUAUUAUAUGUUCGAGGAGAUGGAUGAUAAGUUCGAGCUGGAUCUGAUACACGAUGAGAUUGACUUCCUGGAGGAGGAGAACCUCACCGAGAGCGAGAUGAAAAUGCAGCGCAGGAAAACUCUAUACGAUAAAUCGAAAGAUGCGCCCGUGGACUUCCCAUCGACGAGCAGAGGCAUUUCCAAAGAGAAAGAUGAAGCUAUGGCGGCAGCAACCUCAGCGGCGCCAGCCAGAGAGGAUGUGCCAGUAAUUCCGCCACAGUUGCAGGCCGCUUCCGUUGUUAGGGAGGCAACCUCCAAGGAAACGUCCGACAGCCGAUCAAAAAUGGAAGUUGACAGUGGCGAAGUGACAGCCAAGGACUCGGACGAGGACUUCGACACAAAUCCCAUUAUUCGCCUGCUGGAAGGCUUUCUGGUUACACUCACCAUACGUCUAAAUCGUUUCUCCAGAAACUAUCGCUUCGUCAAUCGUAUCUUGGCCACUGAGAAGAAAACGCUAAAGGAAUCGAGUUCGCUGAACCGCCUGGGCCUCUCCAGCGCUGCGGCCAUGUUCCACUUCCUCAAAUCGAAUCUCGAGAGCGAUGAAAAUGGCGGCCAGCCGGCUUCAUCAUCCACACCGCGCCGGCAAACGGCAGCAACACCAACAAAUAACUUCACCAAUGAAUACACCACACCUAUCACCACUACCACCACCACAAAUACAACAACCACACCGCUCUCACCUCAAGAACCACCACCACCAACAACAACAACAACAACAACAAGUACACUGCCAAUAGCUCAACCACCACACGCUAUUGAAGAUAUCAUCGAAAUUCCAGUAGAUACUGUUGAUGCGGCAACUUCUAGAAAACAAUCAAUCAAUUCAUCGCCACCAGUCAAAGGUGGUCGUAAAUCGGAAUGCGGCCUGCCUGAAAUACGCAUAAAAGCGCCAUCUAUGGAACGAGGCAGCGGUAGUGGCAGUCAGCAGCAGUACCAUCAUGCCACCACCACCACAAUCACCACCGGUGGCACCGGUGGUUCAUUGAGCAAACACUGGUCCUACGAGCAGGUGGACAGUGCCGGCGAAUUCAAUCUGGAGGAGGAGAACUUUGCGCAGCGCGAUCAUCAUAUCAUUGUGGAAGUGCUGAUAUCCUCGUGGUACGCCCUGCUGGCCAAUACAGAUCUCAUCUGCUACAUAGUGGUGUUCAUCAAUCAGGUGGUUAAUGCGAGUCUCAUCUCUUUGCCGCUGCCAAUUAUGGUCUUCCUCUGGGGCACGCUCUCUCUGCCACGUCCGACGAAAACUUUCUGGGUUACGCUCAUAGCCUACACGCAGGCGAUUGUUUUGAUCAAAUGCAUAUUCCAGUUCAAGCUCAUCUGGGCACACUACAGCAGUUCCCUGCCCAACCAGCCGUUGUCCGCAGCCAAAGUCUUUGGCGUCGAAAUGAAAACCCAUUACGCAGUCUACGAUCUUAUAUUGCUGUUAGUGCUUUUCCUGCAUCGUUAUCUGCUGAAGUCGCAGGGAUUGUGGAAGUCCGGCUACAAGGAUGUCCCAGAUAUGCAGCUGAAGCCCACAGCUAGCAUCGAUGAACGCGAAGACAGCGAUAACUUGUCCAACCAAGACUCACGGCAAAUGAACGAACGUGACGAUGUGGGCCAGAAGAUGAGCCUGCAAGUGAGCCAAGCCUCGCUGCCCGGCUCGCCAGAAUAUAGCAAGUCCGGCAUCAAUCAAUUGAAACGCACCAAGUAUACCUCGUCGCUGCACAAGUUCUUCUUCAGUUUGGUUCAUAAGUCCCGAUUGGCCACCGAUGUUUAUGCGCUAAUGUUUCUGUGCGACUUCGUAAACUUCUUUGUGCUGCUGUUCGGCUUCACGGCUUUUGGUACCCAACAAACAGAGAGCGAUGGAGGCGUGCAAACCUAUUUGGCAGAGAAUAAAGUUCCUGUGCCUUUUCUUAUAAUGUUGCUCGUGCAGUUCCUACUGAUUGUGAUCGAUCGUUCGCUAUAUCUGCGCAAGGCACUGGUGAACAAGAUAAUAUUCCAUUUCUUCUCUGUUAUUGGCAUACAUAUCUGGAUGUUCUUUGUGGUGCCGGCUGUGACGGAACGGACAUUCAACUCAUUGGCCCCGCCCAUUAUCUUCUAUGUGAUCAAAUGCUUCUACAUGCUGUUGAGUUCCUAUCAAAUCAAGUCGGGCUAUCCGAAAAGAAUUCUGGGCAACUUCUUCACCAAAGGCUUCUCGCUGGUCAACAUGAUUGCCUUCAAGGUGUACAUGCAAAUACCCUUUCUUUACGAGCUGCGCACAAUCUUGGAUUGGGUGUGCAUUGACAGCACAAUGACACUCUUCGAUUGGCUCAAAAUGGAGGAUAUAUUUUCAAAUAUUUAUUUGAUUCGCUGCACACGACAAAUAGAGACCGACUUUCCUGCGAUGCGGGCACAGAAGAAGGCGGCCGUUUCGAAACUCCUAAUGGGCGGCACUGUGGUGUUUCUGAUUGUUAUCUGUAUUUGGGGACCACUGUGCCUGUUCGCUUUGGGCAAUGCCGUCGGCACAUCCAAUGUGCCCCAUCAGGUGUCCCUAUCCAUACGCAUCGGACCCUACGAUCCCAUCUAUACAACAAAUAACUACGACAGCAUUUACGAAAUCGACUCCAAAAGGUACGCCGACAUGACCAAUGCUUACCUCAAAGACAAACAGGCUGUCACAUUUAUAACCGGCUACGAUGCCACCGAUGUGGCUGCCGUCAAGUUGGCCGGUAACUCGCCAUCUCUCUGGAAUAUAGCGCCGCCGGACAGGCUGCGUUUGCUAAACGACCUGAAGAAUAACCACACGUUGAAGGCGCGUUUCUCCUACUCUCUUACCCGCAAGGCACCCGCCAAGGGUUUGAAGGAGACAGUCGGCGAUGAGCACAUCAUAGAGCUAGAUGAUGCCUUCGAGGGACGCGCCGCACUCAUCCACAUGCUGAACGAAUCGCAUUACGAUAAUGGCACCGCUCCAGCCACCGAAGUGGUGCUGCCAAACAUGAUACCGAAAUUCAUAAAAGUCCUCAACUCGGGCGAUGCCAAUGUUGUGAGUGUGCUCGGCGAGAAGCAACAGGAUCGGCGACCACUCGUGAUUAAAAUCCAUCGCGACAAAGAGACAAACGGCCUUUGGUGGGAGAUACGAGACUUUUGUAACGACACCUUCUACACCAACUACCUGAGCAAGUUUGCGUACAGCAACUGUACUUCCGGCAUCGUUAUGUACACCUUUAAUGACAAGAAGUUCCCAUCGACAUUCAGUUUCCUCACAGCGGGCGGUAUCAUCGGUCUCUACACCACAUUCGUGUUAUUGGCCUCGCGCUUCAUGAAAUCCUUCAUUGGGGGUCAAAACCGUAAAAUCAUGUUCGAAGACUUACCAUACGUAGAUCGGGUGCUGCAGCUCUGCCUUGAUAUUUAUUUGGUGCGCGAGGCCUUGGAGUUUGCAUUGGAGGAGGAUCUAUUUGCCAAAUUACUUUUCCUGUAUCGUUCACCGGAGACUUUAAUCAAAUGGACUCGGCCGAAGGAGGAGUAUGUUGACGACGAUGGCGAUACGGAUUCCAUACCCAGUCGAAUGAGUGUUCGUCGACAUGAACAGCAACAACAGCAACAACAACCACAAUAGCAUAGAUCUUAUAUACAAUCUUUAGCGAAAUAGAAUUUAUUGUUUACGUAUUAGGUACGUAUUGAGUUGGCGUAGGUUUCAUAGUCUUUUUUAAAACUUUUUUAUAUGUACAAUACAAUAUUAGUUAGACGGAAUUAAAUCUAGAUAACCUCCAAAAUAGAAAAAACACAAACAAACACACACACACACAUCACAAAAUAAACAAUACGAACAACAAACAAAACACUUACUCACACACACACACAUCGUUAAAUUUUUGUCGAAAGUACUGCCGAGUGUGAAGUGUAAAAGUCAAUGGUCUACACCAACUAUUUUUUAUAUAUAUAAGAAAAAGAAGAAUAGUAGAAGAGUAACAUAUUCGCAUGUUAUAUUGCCUAAUUAAUAAUAAUAAAUAAUUUAUUUAGACUUAAGUAAAAGGAAAACGAAAAUCUAAAAACAAAACAAAAGUGUUGAAAGUGUAAAAGUUUAAGCGCUGUUUGUAAGUUAAAUUAGUUUAAUUACCAUGAAUGUUUAAGUAAAUGCUUAACUAAAUACUUAAAUAUUGUAAACUAAUAAAAAAAUUAUUGUAAUAAUAAUGAGAACUCAUAUUCAGGGAUUUUUUAGCAUUUUACAAUGGCAAAUAUGUAACGUAUAAUAAAUAAUAACUACCGUGUGCAUAAAAAUAAUGAAUAAUU
This is a messenger RNA of Scaptodrosophila lebanonensis, 9652 nucleotides long. It is a transcript of the gene Piezo, whose product is annotated as piezo-type mechanosensitive ion channel component. The record is from RefSeq and is a predicted model, not a curated record. The transcript is spliced from 31 exons. Gene Ontology annotation, molecular function: mechanosensitive monoatomic ion channel activity; monoatomic cation channel activity. The coding region runs from base 309 to 8978 and encodes 2889 amino acids. Gene Ontology annotation, biological process: regulation of membrane potential; cellular response to mechanical stimulus; detection of mechanical stimulus. Gene Ontology annotation, cellular component: plasma membrane. NCBI's taxonomy places the organism in Eukaryota, Metazoa, Arthropoda, Insecta, Diptera, Drosophilidae.